Molecule: messenger RNA, 246 nt
Organism: Knipowitschia caucasica
Lineage: Eukaryota; Metazoa; Chordata; Actinopteri; Gobiiformes; Gobiidae
Source: the annotation of a GenBank genome assembly
AUGCAGUCCGUGGCUGGGACGAGCGCUGGAGUCCGCGGGGAAGUGGGGAAGCAGGCCAACGGGAGAAGCACCACUAGGAGUUCAAAUGCUAAUGGCUGCGACGCUAAUCCAGUUGCUAAAACGUCUGGACCGGUGCCCGCCGCCCGCUCUGCUCCACAACAGCUGUGCCGCACCGACACGCCAACAGCGCACCUGGGAUUCCACGCCAUCACCGACACUCGGAGAGCAUUUGGUGCUUGUUGGUAA